UCAGCACCCAAUGCAGUAAACUUACAAAAUAACAUCAGACGACGUCGACAGACACCGACAAACAUCAGAAAGAAAAUAGAACGAAUAAUCUCCCUAAAAGGGGAAGGUGAUGUCAAUAUCUACCGAGGGUAUACUACCCCAUCUCCAAAUCAAGAAGCGCGAACCUUAGCUCCUAGGUGGCCUCCCACAAAUAUGAAACCCAUAUGGCCAACCUUGGCACCCGUUUACCCUUAUUAUUUAGCUGGAAGUGGCAAAAAUCGAGUCAAUUUGAUAGAAAACAUUGAGACUCAUUCUGGAAUUCCAGCCUCGAUGUGGGUAUCAGAACCACUGAAUCCUGAUCUUGGUUCACUUACUUGGAACGGAACACUGAACUGGGACGGGGCAACAAAAUGGGACGGGACGGGGUCUGGAAGAGAUAAGUUUAGUGUAGGGAAAAACACAAAGUGGGAUCUAAAUCGAGUAACAACCGAUAUGGGAAGUCGUACUUCUGGGUCGAAAACAGUAACUACAAAUGUUAAUGUAGAUGGAAACGCUGGAUCCGGAUCAGCGAGCAAGACAGUCGUGAAGGAAACUACGUAUUUCAAUAAGCCCGACAUUAACUCACGAUGGAUGGACACUUCAGUAGGUAGCAGAAUGCGUCUCAAUGGUGGAAGCACAGACAUUGAUAAUUCUUUGAUCUCCACGAAGAGAACAACAAACACAGUGGCUGCUGGCUCACUUGGGACUGGUGGAGUUGGUGGUUCAAAGACGACGGUAACGAAGACAACCACUACAGUUAAUAAGAACGCAGGUAAUACUGGGAAUCUAAAUGGCGGUUAUCUCGAUUUUUCAAAUACAAUUAAUAAUAUCAAGGAUAAAACGUAUGUGGAAAAGACCACAGAGAGACGAGUAAAUGAAGUGGUAAAUAAAGAUAUUUCAUCAUCCACAACGACUGGCGGACGAAACACGAUGACGACAGUUGAUACCUUUGAUAGUACCAUUACGGAUCCAUUUGUUAUGGAAGGAGGAGUAAGUACAACUGUUACAGAGAGAUCUCCUAACGGAGUUAGUAAGGUUACUAAGACAUACAGAAAUCCAAAUGGUAAUAUAAUCAAAACAAUCACAACCAUCACCAUAAUUAACGAAACAAAGAUUAUUUCAUCUGACGAAUUCGGUGGAGGAUCGUCUUCCACCUCUCAGACAACUGAUAGAGUGUUCGAUACAUCAACAAAGAACGUAAAGGUGACGAGCACCGACAGGACUGGCUCAUUAACACUGGAGAAGCCACCUAGAACUGUAGAUAUAUCGGGGGCAACUAAAGAUGUCAUAAUCGAAAGAAAAAGUACCGAUCGUAUCUCACCGUCCACUGUUACAGAAACAAGAACGGUUACUACAGAAACAAAUAGACAAGGAACUCUCACAACAGACUCUGUGUCUUCUGGAAACAGGAAAAUCGACAACAUUCUUCGAGAAUCGCAUUCGUCAACUAACCUAGACGGUUCAUCAGUUGAUAUCUUGUUGAAUGGAAAUACACAGCCCGACUUUAGAGAGACAGUUACAGUCCAGGAGGUCCCUGUUGUCAGAGGAGAUACGUUAACGGAAACCAUUACAACCACAAACACUAACCCUGCAUUGGACAUUAACACGUCCAUAUCAGGAGGUUCAAGAACAUCUUCCAACACCUUAACAACAAAUGAAUUCAUUGAAACUGGUACAACCAAAGUAGAUAUAUCAAGAGACAGAGGGACGUCGGGCAUUGGUAUUUCAACAGUUGAUGUGUCUGGAGCUUCCAAUGUACAGGACACUUUUACAACCGAUAGCAGAUUUCAACCAACAAAUCAAAACAUUGUAACCGAAACAAUCACUGAAACAGUGGUAACUGGAGAUCGUCCACGUACAGAAACAACGGAAACUAUCACUACCAGAGCAGACGCUACUGGGAGUUCAAGUUCCACUGAUUUCGUUUUCAUUCCAACCAACGAAAGAACGGAAACCAAGACUGUUGUGACGUCAAGCAAAGAUGCAUCAUCUCAGUCCUCCAAUUUGAUAGGUCUUACUGGUUCUGAUUCUUCUGGAUUGAAAAAAAUAUCUACUUCAAAAGUGGGCGAUGUAGUUAUAACGGAGAGUAUUGGACCUGGUGGUCAAAAACUGAUUACAAGAGAGACAAUAAUUAGGGAAACCUUUGCCGGAGGAGUAGAACCUCAUACAAUAACAAUUACUGAUGCCCAUAGCGGUGGAGUAACUAGUGACACUAUUUUUGGCGGCAGAGAAAUCAAUAGAAGACCUACAAGCACUAAUGUGUUUGGAGGGAUAAAUGUAGAAUCUCGUCGUUUUUCCGAUACAACACAGGAUACCUCAGUUAAUGUUGGUACAACAGAUUCAACUAACUCUCGUACCGUUGUUGACACAAGUGCAUCAUCAACAGGCGCUUCUUCUAAUAAUUACGUUUUGCCUGAAUCGGGAGGUACAAGUCGGGGGCAAUCAACUACCAUUCGAAACAUCACAGUCAUAGAUUACACAAACGACGGGCCUCGUUCUGAUAUUAAAGAAACUAUCAACUACGAAACUAGUGGGACACAGGGAACUAGAUCUUCUGCCUCAACAACGUUGUUUGCGGGGUCAACAGAUGGUAUACCAAUUAUGAUAGAUUAUGGUCCUUCUGUGCAGGAAACCGUCAGAACGGUUAAUGUUGAUCCUCCUCCGAUGAUUAUCCCAAAGGAGACUGUCGAAUCUGUUAGAACUCGCAAUGAUAACAUCAACUAUAGGCCAAUUGAUACGAACUUUGAAAGUGCAUUUACAAGGAGCACUAUUGAUGGUCAGCCAGUAGUUGUGGAAACGAUAACUGAAACGUUUGUUGAUAACCGGCCUGUAAAGGAAGUAGUGAAGACUGUAACAGAAAGAGUUGUUGAUCAAGGAAGAACUGGUGUUGACUCUUCUAUAACCUCUUCAACUUCUUCCACUAAAACAUCGAAAUCAUCUUCCUCAUCUGCAUCCAGUAAUGUAGACACUAAUUUGUAUGACACUGUUGACACCAUUACUACAGAUGGUCUUCCAUUUGAUGUUUUAAUUGUUAAACCUGGAAGAUCGGUAACCGAGGUUCAAUCAAACUAUAGCGACACUGGCGGUGUUGUUACCAAUGACAUUGGGGCUGUAGAGGGAACAGGCGUUCAAACAGUGACUGUUGUGGAGGAAAUCGUUACGACAAACUCUAGACCAGCGACCGGAAUUAUCAGAGAGACAACGCCUUCAGUCACUGGGCGUGAAGUUGGAACAAGCCGAGACGUUGGAUCAACUGUGACGAUAAGGAACCAAAAUGAGCUUGGCACCAGCCGAGAUGUUGGAGCAACAGUUGUUGUAACUGGUCAAGAUAAUCGGGAUAUCAAUGUUGGAGGAACAGUGGUUGGGAAAAGCCGUGACAGAGACGCAUCUGUUACAAUUACACGCCAGGACAAUGUGGUGACUGACACGGGAUCAAAUCAGGGAGUGGACGUUUUAGUUACAGGCACAACUGAUAACGUGGUAGGUACAAGUCGUGACAGAGAUGCGACAGUAACAAUUAUAAAAGAGGAAACCAUCGUUACAGACCCCUCUUUAGAAAUUUCUAGUUCAACCCAAGGAAGGGAUAUUUCAAUGACAGUUAGAAAUGAAGGUUUAAGUGGAUCUGUAUCUGGUACAAGCAGAGACAGAGAUGCAUCUGUGACAAUAGCCGGUCAAGGAAAUACUCUAACUGAUCCAACUCUAGACCUUUCCGGAUCAAGUCAAAACAGAAAUGUGUUAGUGACAGUUACAGAUCAGGGACUAGCCGAAUCUUCUGUUGUAGGUACAAGCAGAGAUAGAGAUGCAUCAGUAACCAUUACUGGUACGACAGAUCCAGCUUUAGAAAUUACAGGAUCACGUCAAAAUAUUGAUGCUCCCGUCGUUACAACUACUCAAGGGGUUGAUGCAUCUUUUGUAGGGACUAGUCGUGACAAGGACGCUUCUGUAACAAUUAUAAGACCUGAUAGUACUUUUCCUGAUCCAACACUAAUUUCGACCACAGAAGAAACUAUUACAAUAAUUGGUGAUCAAAAUCUGAAUAAUAUUGAAGGAAACAUGGGGAGUUCAAACCUAAUGAUUGGGCCCGAUGGGGUGUCAAUUGACAAAAGUAAAACCGUAGACCAGUCUGCUUCCAUUGCGUCAGACCUGGGAACGCUAUCCGGAAAUCGAGAUGUGGCUACAUCUGUGUCUCUUGAGGCAGGGGCAGGAUCCACCUCCUUCACCGGAAGUCAGACCAAGGACACAUCAAUUGGGAUCGAAUCUGCCAGAGGAUCAACCAUUUCAGUUUCAAAUAACGUAGAUGGAAAUGUAGACUUCAACAGACAAGAUGGGCAAACAGGAACAGUGGUCACCGUUACUAACACAACCACCCUGAAUACAGAUGUCCGAGCACCAGAAGUCUCGGAGACUGUUGUUACUGAAGCUGUUGUAAACUCAGAUUUAUCCAAAAAGACAGUUGUCGUUCCUGAAGAUAUAACAGUAACAAGAGAAUUGAUAAAUACAACGGACACAACUCAAGAUAUGUUGCCGGCUGGAAAAACAAUCAUCCGAGAAACAAUAAUUACUGAGACCUUUGUAACCGACGGAAAAGGCGGGCUUACUCCAGUUAAAGUUGUCGAUGGUAGCCAAUCAGCUUUCACGACUAGCGAUUUUACUGACGUAAAUACUGGAAGCUCAUUUGAGACGUCAGUAACGGGGUCUUCGUCAUCGUCCUUUCAAACAUCAUCGUCGACUUUGGAAACGUCGGGAUCUACAAUGACGGAUUCAUUGCUACCGGUAGUAGAUUCAGCAAACAUUGCAGACGUUGUCCCAUCAGAGACCGUAGACUAUGGACCGAACGUUGAACCAGUGGUUGUGCCCUUACCAACAGAGCAGAUUGACUUCACUGAGUCAAUAUCCGGCAGUCAAUCAGUAACUGGACAAAAUUCAUUAAGUGAAACUAUCGUUACUGGAGAACCUUCCUUGCAAAACAGCUCUUGGACAAACUAUACCACAAUUCGAGGUCCUCAGGGAGAUUCCACAAUAAUUAUUGAAGAAACUGUUAUAAUUGAAAAUAUAACUCAGCCAAUCGGCCCUGAGAUAUCAACAACUGGCGCCAUGAAUACAUACAAUGAAACAACAUCAUCUACAUCCUCAAAUAGCAAAAAUGAUUUCAGAACUGUUGAAACAUCAUUUACUCUAGACGCUAAUGGCGUGACAAGAGAUUCGUCUUCCAGCAACGUUGUUUUAGACAAUGUAAUUCCAACAACUAGUGAGCCGGCAGUCGUAACUGAGAGUAACUUAGCUAUAACGGAAGGGUCAUCUUCCACUAUGACUAACUCAAAUCCUGGGUUUGAUCUGGUAUUCCUAAACACAAAAACAUCAUCAUCGCCACCAAAGCCUAGACAACAAGUAGAGGAGAUUAUAACCACAGUGACGGAAGAAAUUAUUACAGGCCACGGAGAUACGAUAAAACCACAAACAAAAACUACCAUACAAAAUGACGGGUCGGUGGUGACAGAGGUUGUUGAAAUAUUAGACUCGAGCACAGGAGGAAGGUCUGCAUCAACAACUUCUGAAAAUUCGUCCUUUCAAUCUUCGCAAAGUUCAAGCUCUAGCGGUAUAAAUAUAAUCAAACCAAGGCAGCCCGGCAGAAUUGUAAGCGGGCCUUCGGGUGUAUCGGGAAGUCUUGACAUAGCAAGUGGGGAUCUUGCUGGGGGCUCGUCGUUAUCCCUAACACCUCCCGGUAUGAAUAGACAAAACAGCGCUAUAUUAUUUUUCAUAGAGCCGGGCGUCACGGCCGAUUCGAGUCCGACAGUUUCUAGCAUACAAACAGGAGCUGAGACUCCAGUGAUUACUGAAUCUGACAGUACUAUAUCAAGACGGAAAGAAUCAUUUAACCUGAGGAAUGUUGAUACAAACAUUCAGGGCUCUGUCGGGUUUAUUGAAAGACCUGGCACAGAAAUUGUGACAACAGAAACUCGAGUAGAAAAAUCAUCAUCCAGUUCCGUCGGUGAUAUGUCUGGAGGUUUUGAAACUUCUAUCAACACAGAUGGAAGCGUGGUUGGAAGCUCAGGGACUACAAUAGAAACGGUCAGUGGCACAAGCGGCGCUGACACAGCAAACACUAACACGGUGUCGUUUGACGCAGAAGUCAGAAGUGGAAGUGCGUUAUCAAACAAUGACAAUAUACUUAGAGGAGAAAUUGGAAGUGUGACUACAAGCCAAUCAGUUAGUUCAGCUUCUCCUGUCAGGACUACAAUGGGGUUAUCAAAUCCAGUGAUUUUCAACUCUGAACGAAUGGCUGCUAAGAAUACAGAAACCACUUCUAAAAUUCCGAUGGACACAAGCUUAACUGCAGAUAUCGGACUCACGACUGGCAACCCAGUCAGAAGGAAGCGUGCGGUAGGUGAAAACAGGAUGGUUGAACAGAUAAACAGUAUGCUGGAUGUUCUCACGGGUUAUUUCAAGGAAACGCACAACAAAACGGCAAACAACAUAGUUCAGGCACUGACAAAGAUGCAUAAGACGAAAAAGAAUGACCCAUCCAUGAAACUACUAAAUAUCACCGUUAAAACGAAACUUAAAACUUUGCCAGAUUCUAGUAGUAAGACAAAACAUGGAGCGGAGAUACUUUCAAAGACGUCUAAAUUUGACGUUCUUGGUAAGAAAUCAAUGAAAAACAAGUCACGAAAAACCAAAUCCAGAAUGUCGGAACAAAAGCAAAGGACUCGUAAAGCGAAAGAACUUGAUGUUGUUUCCAAAGCAAAAGUAAAAGUCUCAAAACCAUCACGCAUUAUUAUAGAAGAGCCGUUGGAACGAGUCGUGAUUCCAUCAGAAAAUGUGAAAAUGUCAUUAUCAAGAUCAGUUUCACCAACUGCUAGCGAAAGGGUAAUUGAACAAAUCAAACAAGAAAUGAAAAUCGAGAAGAAAAAUGAACUUCGGAAGCUUAAAACGGCUGAUAAAGUAACGCAAAUCUCAAAAAUUAAAGAAAUUCCACAGACAGUCACCAUACAACCUAAGGUUGACACUAUAAGCAAGGUAAAUGUAAAUACAAUUAAGCAAAAGGAACCGGAAACGACACCGGAACCGCUAUCAAUAGAUACCACAUACGUCUAUGAAUUUGUAACACAAGAACCAAUAACGGAAAUCAUUUAUCCGGAAACAACAAAAAGGAAAACCACUUCUACUACUACAACCACUACAACCACUACGACCACAACCACCCCCGCUCCCCCUCCGCCUCCCAAACCCGUCCCAACGUCACCCCUUGAUAAAGCCCGCGUAAUUUUUGGUCAGAAUGGCGAGUCACGCCGUCAGAGGAGACCUCCCCGCAAGAGGAAACAAAUGCUGAGCGAAAACAUCUCUCAGCGCUUGGCUACUUCAGAGGACUUUUCCCGGGUUAAAACAGCAGGUCAAUUGUCCAACGCCAUUCCUCAUUCCGAUGUUAGUGGAGGAUUUGUUUUGUCCAGAGUUGAGGAUCAGCAACAGGUUGGGAUGUCCCGGAUGUCAGAUGUUUCAAGCAACCAUCACGAAAACAACCAACAAAUGGCCGACAUUUCCAGAGUUUCUGAGUUCUCUGACCAUCGAAGAAACAACCAUGGAACUUCGAUGGGUUAUGAUAUGGUUCAUGAUCAAGCUAGAGCUCCAGUGACGUCAUCAUCUUCGUCUAGUUUAUCCAUGUCGUCUUCCGCACGAGACGCCGCCUUUACAGGUUUAGGUCAAGGUCAUGGCGUGUCUGAUUCGUACAGAGAAAAUAAACAGACUUCUCAAUCUAGAAACAAUGGAAUGUCUGACAACGCAAUGAGCGCAUUCCUUGCUGUUUUGUCUCCACAACAGAAACUGCAACUCCAGUCCCUUCUUGGUGGUGGCGGAGCUAAUAACUUUCAACCGCCAAGACGACCUCCAACUACCACGACUACCACCACAACAACCACCACCACACCAGCACCACCGCCCGCCCAGGGUCCACCUGACUUCAGUGCACUUGCGCAGAAAAUGCUGCAAAGUCUAAAUGCAAAGAAUUCUCCAUCCCCAGACCAACUACAGCAGAUGAUGGCUUCCUUAGAUGGCGGAAUGCAGACGAGCGGAGGAAUGAACCCAGACGCUGGAGUCAACCCGAUGAGUCAGUUAAUGGCUUCAAUGCUGGGUGGAGGCGGGUCAGAGUCAUCUGGCGGAAACAGUGGGAGACCAAGUCGUUUUAACGAUCCGUUAAGUAUGAGCAUGGCUGGAAUGAACCCAAUGAUGCGAAGAAUGAUGAUGAGGAAUAUGCGUAUGGGCAAUACUGCAACGGACCCCGGUGAGGUACCGGAACAACCAACACCAGGAGAGACCGGAGGAAUGAACCCCUUGAUGCUGAUGGCCAUGGGAGGUGGAGCGGGCGGCGGAAGUGGCGGACUGGCCAGCCUACUGUCCGGCGGUCUGGGCGGAAGUGGAGGUGGAGGAUUGGCGUCUCUCCUUGGCGGCGGCGGCGGCGACAUGAUGGGAGGUCUUGGUGCAGCACUAGGUGGAGGGGGCGGAUCCGGAAGUAGCGGAUUAGACAUGGCUGCCAUGGCCCAGGCUAUGAGUAUGUUUGGCGGCGGCGGCGCUGGACCGGAUGCAGCUUCGUCAUCAAUGAACGAACCUUCCUCUUCAUCAUCGUCUUCAUCUUCCUCUGGAAACUCUAACAAAUCAGUAUCAUAUACCAAACUUGACUCAACAGCCUCCAAAUCUCAGUCCAGUGGUUCUUCCAACGCCGGGAACUCGGAACCAAGCCCCGCACCGGAUACAGGUCUUGACGCCAUGAUGGGUGGUAUGGGAGGACUAAAUCCCUUGGCUUUGAUGGGAGGGGGUGGAAAUAUGGGAGCUUUGGCCAGCCUGAUGGGUAUGGGCGGCGGAAUGGGAGGUGGGAUGGGAGGUCUAGGUGCUCUCGCAGCUCUCGGUGGAGAUCUUCCAGAUAUGCCAUCAAGAGGAGGAAUGAUGGGCGGAAGAGGUGGAAUGGGAUCUAUGGGAAUGAACCCAAUGGCAGCCAUGCUUGGCGGACUCGGUGGAAUGGUCAAAAGAUCAACACUAAAAACCAACACCGCCGACGGUGGGCGUUCCAGAAGACGGAAUACGGAUUUCACCGUCGGUGGAAGGAGGGACCCGGUUCCUGUUGACCUUUUCUCCGACACUUUCACGCCGGUUAAGAGUCACAUCACCGGUAACUCUGUCGCUAUUGGUACCAGUGGAUCGGUCAAAGACGCCGUCUCUCAGAAAGCAAUUCCACCACCGGAUCCGUUUAAAUCUGCAAGAUCCAAAACAGAAAACAUUCGUCAAUUCAAUUAUCAAGAGCCUAGAAAUUUAAACACAAUGAAGAAUGCUCCUUUGGAUAUAACCUUCCAGACGAAAAAUACCCAAUCGGCCACAAACACAUUAGAGAAGACUCUUCCUUCUGCAUCAUUGAAUAAACAGGUCGGAAGCGCCUCACCUUGGAACACACCAGCGGCAGUUCAAAAUAACCUUAACGCCUGGCCUGGUUCGAACCUGGUACCAACAACCACAGUUUCCCCACCAACUGUCACCAGCGUGCCACAAAUUGCCACAACAGAUUCCUUUUUUGGGCUGACGCCCCAUGACGCAGCCGGGCAGAUGUCACACAUGGGCUUCCUACAGAACCCUAUGCCCACACAGACACAGGCGGGUUUCGGUUCAACUGGAAUGAACAACAUGUUUGACAUGGGCAUGGGAAGCUUUGGGCUAGGAGGCCUGGGGCUCGGUGCGGAUUCUGUAGAUCCCAUGUCAACAGUCCAAAAUGGCGCCAAUAUGUUUCCAACCUCGGGAAUUUCAGGUCAAACAACAAUGAUGCACGGAGUCGGGAGCGUUGGUGGUUCUGGUAAUAUGGGAGGGUUUGGUCCCGCAGCCAUAGGAUCUACAGCUGGUGCAGCAGGAGGACCCAGCCAAUUUAACCAAAUGUUAUCAAAUGGAGCUAACACAGACAUGUUGUUUGCCAGCAUUGGACUUAUUCCAGAUCAAAUAGCUGAUAUUAUGGGCGGAACUUCGACGAGUGCUGCCAGGAUGCCUAUGGACAUCAAAAUGAAGGCAAUAGCCAUGAGGCAAACUGGAAUGACACCAGACCAGAUUGCUGAUAAUCUCGGAGACGUGAUGCAGGCAAGAAGAGCACAAAUGAAGAUGGCGUCUCGAAUGUCAAUGAUGGGAUCUAUGGGAACAAUGGGGAUAGGAGCACGAGCGUUGCCAGGAAUGAAGUAGUUCAGAAGAUGAUGAUCCUCUGUUCCAGUCGUUAUUUUUGCUAAUUUUAAUUCAAUUUGUUCGCUUUAUCAUAUACACAUGUAUUCACAUUUCAUCAAGCGUAUAGUCGCGUGUUGCUCCAAGGGGGAGAUAAUCCGUGCUGACAAUGAUUUACACAUAUUAAAUUAUCUUAAGUGAAAAAAACCCCACAACAACACUGUUAUGUUGCCCCUUAACAACCACAGAACGUCACUACCGAGAGUCGAUAUCCUGUAAUAAUGAAACCGUAUCGGUUUUGAUUUGAAUUUCAUCUUUAUAAUAAUAGAAAAAAAAGAUUUGUAGUUAUCUCCCUUGCCAACACGAGUUCUGUAGUACGUACAACAGGCUCAUUCUCUUAACUGUAACAGUUCAGACGCUUCCGUCUUGUGUUGAGUGUUGUUCUAUUUAUAAUAAAACUGUGUACAAACA
Molecule: messenger RNA, 10668 nt
Organism: Magallana angulata
Lineage: Eukaryota; Metazoa; Mollusca; Bivalvia; Ostreida; Ostreidae
Product: PE-PGRS family protein PE_PGRS16-like
Exons: 39
Coding region: 193-10221 (3342 amino acids)
Source: RefSeq, a predicted model, not a curated record